Molecule: messenger RNA, 5380 nt
Organism: Malaya genurostris
Lineage: Eukaryota; Metazoa; Arthropoda; Insecta; Diptera; Culicidae
Gene: GckIII
Product: serine/threonine-protein kinase 26
Exons: 11
Coding region: 1094-3469 (791 amino acids)
Biological process (GO): protein phosphorylation
Molecular function (GO): ATP binding; protein kinase activity
Source: RefSeq, a predicted model, not a curated record
GUUCCGAGUCGAACGUUCAGCGGGACGGGAAUGUGAAGUGCGCGCGCGCGAUCAGUUCGGAUCGAAACCCCUAUUUUUUCUGUUGUUGUCGGAUUUUGAGGUGUGUGCGAAUCGAUUAGUAUUCUGAACGGUUGACAUUUUUUUCUUCUCGGUAACUGAUUGGAUAGGAGUGGGAAGAUUCACCCGAUGGGAUUUUUAUUCCGAACGGCGUGAAGCUAAGAAUGCUGGUUUGAUCGCCAGCGAAGAUAGUGUUUUGUUGGAAGACGAAAAAACAGACCGAGGUUCCCGAGUGUGCGGAUCGAGCUAUCGGCGUUAAAUACCGUACGGUCCGAGAACCCAACACCACGAGAUAAUCGUGGGAAAGAUUUAUGCCGUGCAGUGUUUGUGUGGACCUAGCGGAUCUUCGCCGGUAUUGCUGCGCCAGCGGAGCUGAUAGAUCCUCUGGAAAACAGCGAUACUCAUUGUUCUCGGUAGCUAGGUUGGAAAACAAUAAGCUGCUUCCCGUACCGUACUUCACGAGUAGUUCGACAGUGCAACAGGAAAAUGAAAAAUAUACGAGCUGAUAAAAGUGAUAGUUGAUAGUGGUGAAUUCUCUGACAUGAAAUAGUGAAACGACCGUGGUCUACAGUAGCCGAAGCCGAGGAAGUAAGGAAAAAACCAACUCCCGGGAAAAGAAGGAAAACAACUGUGCGCCAGAAGUGUGAUGCGAUGCGUGAAAUUUAAGUAUUUUUUCAAUCAUCACAACUAAGGCCGGCUAAGGCAGUCAACUAGCAGCAGUUAGUAGCAGCAAAAUAAUUUCUAGUGAAGUUGGCGUUUGCGAAGUUAUUUGUUGUAUCAAAGGGCCCUUCGUUGGAUGGGUGUCCUGCAGUGAAUGGAAAAUAUUUUUUUUUGUUUUGUUUGUUGCAACGAUCAAAGUGCCAUUUUGUGUUUAGAUGUUCGAAGUUAUACCGUGAAAAUAAUAACAUAAAUAUCGGAAGAUCUUACCCAGUGAAGUGAUGUGAGCUGUGAGUUAGUUAGUUUUUUUUAUCGUUUUCUCCCCGGCGACCUAAGUCGACCGUGGAAAUUGAAGCCCCAGCCCUGCGCAGCGAAUCGCAUGAAGCGAGACGAGGAACGUGCUCGUAAGAUGUGGAGAGAUAUCGGCGUAGCUGCAAUGCAGCAGCACGGUCCAAACUCUCUACAUCAUCACCAUCAUCCGCAUUACAAUGGCAACAGUCCGGGUCCGGGUCCGGGUGUUGCCAACAAUCCACUUUGGAAUCAACCGGGCUAUCGGAAUUCCUACAGUUUACCCCACACGAGCCAAAGUCCGGCCCAGAAUGGCCGCUAUCAGCCGCACUACGAAAUCAAACCACUGUCCCAGUCCCCAUCCUUCCAAGAGAUUUCAAAUGGGAACUACAAUGGAAGUUCCCCGUAUCCCAUUAAGCCGCGACCCAUAUCGAUGUACGAGAUCGGAAAUGGGUCACCUGGUCAGCAGUUGCAUUCCCUUCCUCCCAAUUUUGUGCCACACCAGAACCGAUCCAACGGUCGAGCAUCGUCUGCGGGAUUGCCGCACCUUAGCAGGCAGCACCAGCAACAACAACAACAACAUCCACAACAACAACAACAACCGCCGACAAAUGGUCUGCGACAACAACCAGAAGAGUUGAAAGUCGACCCGGAACUAAUUUUCACCAAGCAGGAACGAAUCGGCAAGGGAUCUUUCGGUGAAGUGUUUAAGGGCGUUGACAACAGGACACAGCAGGUAGUGGCAAUCAAAAUAAUCGAUCUAGAGGAAGCCGAAGAUGAAAUCGAAGACAUACAGCAGGAAAUCAUGGUGCUAUCACAGUGUGACUCCCCCUUCGUUACAAAAUACUUUGGUUCAUAUCUUAAGGGUACAAAACUAUGGAUCAUCAUGGAAUACCUGGGCGGCGGGUCGGCCCUGGACCUGAUGAAAGCCGGUCUGUUCGAAGAAAUGCACAUUGCCAUCAUCCUGCGGGAGGUUCUGAAAGGACUUGACUACCUGCACUCCGAGCGAAAGCUGCAUCGUGAUAUCAAAGCGGCCAACGUACUUCUAAGCGAACUGGGCGACGUCAAGCUGGCGGAUUUUGGCGUGGCCGGACAGCUGACGAACACGACUUCCAAGCGGAACACCUUCGUCGGGACACCGUUCUGGAUGGCACCGGAGGUGAUCAAACAAUCCAUGUAUGACUCCAAAGCGGACAUCUGGUCUCUAGGGAUAACUGCAAUCGAACUGGCCAAAGGCGAACCGCCCAAUUCCGAGCUGCAUCCGAUGCGGGUGCUGUUUCUCAUUCCGAAAAAUAACCCCCCACAGCUGACCGGCAGUUAUACGAAGCCAUUCAAAGAUUUUGUCGAAGCGUGCCUAAAUAAAGAUCCUGAGAAUAGACCAACGGCUAAAGAACUACUGAAAUUUCCCUUUAUCAAAAAAGCGAAAAAGAAUUCAUAUCUAAUCGAUUUGAUAGAUCGGUACAAGAAGUGGAAAUCCCAGAAAGGAGAGGAAAGCGAAACGGAAUCGGAGAACUCGGACUCCGAGGAAUCCAAACCGGAUAGCGACCUGGACGAACCGUGGAUCAUGACGGUCAAAGGCAUGCAUUUCAACAACUUUAACAAAAAUGCGAUGGACGAUUCGCUCGGAUCUCCGGUGAAACACAACGGAACCAGCAAUAAUAUGAUGAGCAUGGGUAAUGCAAGAGACCGAGACCGGGAUCGGGACUAUAAUCUCAACCAGCAGAAAUCGAGUCAGCCACGAGCCCCCACGUCGCCAUCACACCAGCCGCAGACACCGUCCGUGUUGAUUUCCUCCAAUAGCAAUUCCAACAACAGCAGCAGCAACCGGAAGCAACAGAUCGUCUCGGAACGGGAACCAGUAUCACCUCAGAAGGAUGUAGGCACCCGGGCAAGCUUGGAACGGCAGCGGGAAAGCGAAAAGGAGCGCGAACGAGAUCGAAUAGAGCGCGAUCGGGAGCGGGAGCGGGAACGAGAGCGAGAGCGAGAACGAGAACGAGAUCGCGAGCGGGACCGUGAUCGCGAGAGGGAACGCGAACGUGAGAAGGAAUCGGAACGGGAGAACAAGGAAAGGAGAGGUUCAAAGGAGGUAUCCAAUCAUCGGGGUGAUAGUGAGGAGAAGAGCAGUUUGCGACGAGACCGAGAGCGCGAAACCAGUCAUAGUAACGGUAAUCCCAGAAGUAGCAGUAUUACAAAUGUAAAUAAUAACGCCAAGAGUCGAACGAACAGUGGAUGCCUCAAGUCGAUAAUAUUCCCUCUACUGUCGGAGAUGCAGCGAAGUUAUUCUAACUCGAGCAACGCAGAGAUCAGCGACCUGAGGCUAGCGUUCGAGAAGGCCGAACUGACAUGUCCCGGGGUGAAUGAUCUGUUUGUGAAGGAAAUCAUUCACAAACUGGUGCCCGGUUUCUCCGAGACUCGGAUCAAUACGCUUAUAGACAAAGUGACGCGAGAUUCCAAAGUGAAGCGAUAAAUCGUGCGUUGAGGCAUGUGUGUGUACGUUGGCUGGUUGUUUGAUUGGUAGCUUUUAAGUGUUCCGUGUUCCACCUCCAGGACAGAGAGCUCCGUUUUCUCCAUAUUUUUUAAUCCAAACCGUCAAGUGCGCGUAAGCGUAUUUUCGCCAGGGUUUGUUCAACCGUUUGGCCAACCGGGCAAAAAAAGUAGCUACGACGACUGACAUCUCGCGUGUGUACCUUUUUUCUUCAACUUCGGAUUUAGAAUGCUAUAGCAAGCAAAGACAGCAGGAAAGCUAUGAAACACGCAUCUACGGCGGAUAGACAAAGCAUGUAGGGACAGUUUGAUGUAACAGUGUAUAUAUUUUGUUGCAAAAUGAUAGAAGAUAUUUAUUUUUCACUUCUUUGACUAUUAGCUAUGAAUAUUUAGUUAGUUUCUAUUUUAGCUAUUUCAUACUUUUACCGGUAAUAACAACAGAAUAACAGCUGAAGACCGCUUAACAGCACAGCAACAAAUCAGAGAAAAAAAAUAUUGAUAGCACAGAAAACUGAUGACAAUAUGUCUUUUUAUUCAACACUGCAUUAGAUUACGGAUAUAUAUGACCAUUGCAAAUAUUCAGUUAGUAGAAAACAAACUUCGGUAACAUGUCUCGCUAGGAAAUAAAACAUUCGUUCUUUUUUUGCUACCAAAAAUAACUGGAUCGAGGUUUCUAUCUUCUGUAUAUAUCUUGUAAAAAAAUUCUGUUUCUAGGUUUUAACCAUUUUUUAAAUAAAAAUCUGCGAUAGUUUGAGGAUGGCGCUAAUCCAUAUUUGUCUAACUGAAAAAUAAAAAUUAUGUAUUUUUUCCACGUUUGGUUUGACCGUGAUGAACAAUGUUAAACAUAUGUUUUCCCACGCUUUUAUAUUUCUUCUCUGUUUUUAGACGAACUACUGCUUCAUCGUCAAAGAUGACCGUUCUUUACUAGCGAUUAUUGGUUUGUUUUUUUUUUUUGUCCUGUUGCGCUAUCCGCGUACAUUGUUGUUAACGACCGCUCUUCUGUUGAACGAUGUUUGUAACUACGUUGUUUCCAGUUUUUUGUUCGACGCUUUUCCGUUGAGCUCCUCAGUCUAAAAAAUCUUUCGUUUUAUUAAGCUUUGCCUUUAUGUUGAUCGUUUUUUUUCCAUUUUCAUACGAAGAGAAACUUAGUCAGUUUUUUGUUUGGUUUUGUUUUGUUGAGUCUCAAACCAGGAACGAAGCAAAAUUCCCUCCUAGAAAUCCCAACACAUAUACGAUCAUCGGAGAAAGUGGAAAAAGGAUAAUAGUUUAGCAAGAUGCGAAAAUUCCAUAGAGAAAGCAAGUAUGUUUAAUUAAUUUUAGAAACAAUAUCGUCGGUAUGUAACAUUGACUGUUAACUAUGUGGCGUAGAAGACACUGUGAAUAGUAAACCGAGGCGACUAGGAGAGUGAGGAGCAUUGCUGCACGGCAGUGAAUGAAGAAAUGUAAUGUUUAACUGCUACAUACUGAAUGAUACUAAUUUAACUAGGUAUAUUUAACUAAAAUCCAUUUUGAAAAACAAGUUUGAAAUUUUGCAAAACAUCAGAAACAUACAAAAGUACUGUUUCGAGCAGUUAUAUAGAACCAUAGACUUGACUACUGUAGCACUGGGAUAUUGUAAAAGAGAGGAAAAACCCUUGUUAACACUUUCAUAAAUAACAAUGUAUAAAGUGAUGGGACUAGUACACAAUCAAGCCCAAACAAUUCCCGAAAAUAGAACAACAAUGAUAAAAUUUAAUAUUAUUUCGAAGAAGAAAAAUGUUAGUUGGUUUCAAACGAAAUCUGUUCCAAAAAGUAUGCUCGCUGGACUGACGCAACAAAAGACGCUCAGUUCGAUCAGCCAAAUUUGGGCUAUACUGCGACGCGCCGAGUAUGAGAAUAAAGGAAAUAUUGUUAA